Bombus terrestris (buff-tailed bumblebee) is the source of this 647-nucleotide messenger RNA. Its product is annotated as MAGE-like protein 2. The transcript has 4 exons. The record is from RefSeq and is a predicted model, not a curated record. NCBI's taxonomy places the organism in Eukaryota, Metazoa, Arthropoda, Insecta, Hymenoptera, Apidae. The coding region runs from base 135 to 584 and encodes 149 amino acids.
GUCGGAACUGUAGUGCAUGAAAUCAGUGAAAGGUGGUGGAAUCGAUGUUAGUAUAUAAACUCGGUAUUCCAUUGCCGUAGACACUCAACGUUUUGUGCUUUAACGAUAAACACCUUUUCGGGAAACCUACAACUAUGAACCAAAUUAUUGCUCUAUUUGGUCUGGCGAUGAUCGCCGGGAUCGUUUCUGCGGGCCACAUCGAAGAAGACCAUGGAAGCUCCACCUACGAGGAAAAGACGAAACCAGUAGAAAUCCCAAUUUACAAAAAAUAUGCAAUUCCAAUCCCUCAUCCUGUACCAGUCGAAAUUCCUCAAAAGAUAGAAAUACCAAUUCCUCAACCUCAACAAGUUCCCGUUGAAAUUCCACACCCCUAUCCAGUCGAAGUUGUGAAACACGUGGAAAUCCCUAUCGAAAAGCCAGAGCCUGUUAUCGUAGAAAAACACGUACCUUUUGUGGUGGAGAAGCCGUAUCCAGUGUACGUCGAAAAGAAAUUUCCCAUUCCAGUCGCAAAGCCGUAUCCAGUUCAUGUGCCAGUUUACAAGCACGUAUUCCAUUACACUUCAAAGGGCAAAGGAUGGCACUAGACUGAUUCGCUCGCUACUGAACACUUGGGAAUUGUUCUUCCUGCGACUGAUCGUUUUACGGGA